GCUGCUGCUCUUCAGCUUCUCUCAGUAAGAAAGCCAAAGCUCAGAAAACUCCAACCUCUCUCUCUCGCUCCUUCAAAACCAGCCCAUGAAAAUCUAGGUUUGAUCAGACACCAAAAAUCAAAUAAAAACCCUAGCAAUGGCGGCUUCUUUAGCUGCCUCUUCCCCUCGUCUGCCAGACAUUGUAUUCCUCCGCCCGUGCCCCGGCCCGAGACUCCUCCGAAUCCCCGCUGUCAGAUUCUAUUCUCCGAGUCGACGGUGCAGAUCAACCUUUCGGACCUUCAUCAAAGCAGAGUCCACAGAGAAUCCGACUGCAGUUGUGGAAGUGCUGGAAGAAGCAGAGGACGGAACAAAAGGACCGAAUGCUUAUAAUUGGAACGGAAACGGAAGUAGCUACGGUUAUAACGGAUCGUUAGAGGGAUCUAACGGCAGUCUUAAGGGGGUUUUGAACGGAAAUGGAGCGAGUAAUGGGAGUUUAAUGAAGUAUGUUAACGGGAAUGGGGCAAGGGUGAAUGCGGCAGAUGAGGUUUCGACGGAGAAAUCAGAGAAGAAGCAGAAAAAGACAGUGGAGGAAAUUGGGCAGGAAGAAGCUUGGUUUAAACAAGGGGGAAAGGAAAAGAUUGAGGUUUCUGUUACUCCUGGGGGGCGCUGGAACAGAUUCAAAACCUAUUCGACAGUACAAAGGACUAUGGAGAUAUGGGGAUUUGUUCUAACUUUUCUUUUUAAAGCAUGGUUGAACAACCAGAAGUUCUCUUAUCGAGGAGGAAUGACCGAAGAGAAAAAGGUUCUAAGGCGGAAAGCUCUAGCCAAGUGGUUAAAGGAAAGUAUUUUGAGAUUAGGACCGACCUUCAUCAAAAUUGGACAGCAGUUCUCGACAAGGGUGGACAUUCUUGCUCAAGAAUAUGUUGAUCAAUUGUCCGAACUUCAGGAUCAAGUUCCUCCAUUCCCAUCAGAGACUGCAGUGGGUAUAAUUGAAGAAGAACUUGGAGCCCCCUUGGAUGGUAUUUUUGAUCGAUUUGACUAUGAGCCUAUAGCUGCUGCUAGUCUUGGUCAGGUGCAUCGUGCAAGAUUGAAGGGUGAGGAGGUUGUUAUUAAAGUACAGAGACCUGGUCUUAAGGAUCUUUUUGACAUUGAUCUGAAGAACCUUAGGGUUAUAGCUGAAUAUCUUCAAAAGGUUGACCCUAAGUCAGAUGGUGCAAAGAGGGACUGGGUUGCAAUUUACGACGAGUGUGCAACUGUCCUAUACCAGGAGAUUGAUUAUACCAAAGAAGCUGCUAAUGCAGAAUUAUUUGCAAGCAACUUCAAAGACAUGGAUUAUGUAAAAGUUCCGAGAAUAUACUGGGAGUACACUACACCACAGGUUCUGACAAUGGAGUAUGUCCCAGGGAUAAAAAUAAACAGAAUAAGAGCGUUAGAUCAGUUGGGUGUUGAUCGCCAAAGGUUGGGACGAUAUGCUGUCGAGUCUUACUUGGAACAGAUUUUAUCUCAUGGCUUUUUCCAUGCCGACCCUCAUCCUGGCAAUAUUGCUGUAGAUGAUGUGAAUGGAGGAAGGCUCAUCUUUUAUGAUUUUGGAAUGAUGGGAAGUAUCAGUCAAAAUAUUAGGGAGGGCUUGCUUGAAACCUUCUAUGGAGUUUAUGAGAAGGAUCCAGACAAGGUGCUCCAAGCCAUGAUUCAGAUGGGUGUUCUUGUGCCUACUGGAGAUAUGACGGCAGUCAGAAGGACAGCUCAGUUCUUUCUCAAUAGCUUUGAAGAGCGCCUUGCAGCCCAAAGAAAAGAGCGAGAGAUAGCUACAGCUGAACUUGGAUUCAAAAAACCACUCAGCAGGGCGGAAAGAAUUGAAAAAAAGAAACAACGCCUAGCUGCAAUUGGAGAAGAUCUAUUGGCCAUUGCUGCCGAUCAACCUUUCCGUUUCCCUGCCACUUUCACAUUUGUUGUUAGAGCCUUUUCAGUAUUAGAUGGUAUAGGGAAGGGCCUCGACCCUCGAUUUGACAUUACGGAGAUUUCCAAACCCUAUGCAAUGGAAUUGCUAAGGUUUCAUGAAGCAGGAUUUGAAGUAAUUGUGAAGGACUUCAAAGAAGAGAUGGGAACGACAAUCCCGUGCAUUCUAUAACAUAUUUAGAUAGGCUGAUAGAGUUGAAAAGCUGGCUGAAAUUAUUCAACGAUUGGAGCAAGGUGAUCUGAAGCUUCGAGUGCGAACACUGGAAUCUGAGAGGGCUUUCAAAUGGGUUGCAGCUGUUCAAAAGACAGUUGGAAGUGCGGUAGCUGCAGGAAGCCUAAUAAACCUUGCUACAGUUUUGUACCUAAAUUCUAUUCGCGUCCCUGCUAUUGCUGCAUACACAAUAUGUGCAUUUUUCAGCGCACAAGUUCUCUUUGGUAUUCUCAAAGUUAAAAAAUUAGAUGAACAGGAAAGACUGAUAACAGGCACUGCUUGAACAGCUGGACUAUUGUACAGUCACCGCAUACGCAAAGAUGAUAGAGACUUCAUUUUUUUUCUUUGUGCCUGGUGUUGCCACUUUCAACUUCAACUGUGAUUCUAGCCAUUCUCGGAUGCAGAGUUACAAUUUCUACUGCCCGCUUCUUCUUCGCCUUACCCUUGUGAGGUUCAUUGAUGGCCACAGUAGUCAAAUCUUUGGUAGUGUGCCUUUGUGCUGCCACCUCCAAAUGGUGCAUUAGAUUUAUUCAGAGAUCAUCGAUGUAAUCUUGAUUAUGUGGCCUUUCAUCGAGGUGUUUGUCGGCAUAUGAUAUGCCUCCAAUUGCAUCAAGGACUCAGCCUCAAAGUGGAUACGUCUGCAAACUUCUCUACGAAGGUAUCCGUUAAUGCUUCAGCAAUACCCAUCUUCCUAAAUGAUCCAAUGAGAUCAUUGUACAUGUUGCUAAGAGUGGUUUACCUAGCCAAAGUGCCGUUUCGUGCUCACGUAUUAUAAGUGGCCAUAGCACACAUACCUCAUCACCCUCAGCUGGUUUCACCAUCACAAGAGUCAAAACAUGAUGAAUGUUUUGUUCAAAGAGCAAGAAUCUCAUGUUAUGCUUCCAUUUUGGAAAUUUGUGCCAUUUAAUUUUCACAUAUGCAAAAAUCCUCGAAAAUAGAAGUCAUCUUUACAAGUGCAUAAUAAUUUAAAAAGAUUUUAUCA
Magnolia sinica is the source of this 3128-nucleotide messenger RNA. RefSeq names its product protein ACTIVITY OF BC1 COMPLEX KINASE 8, chloroplastic. The record is from RefSeq and is a predicted model, not a curated record. The transcript has 23 exons. Gene Ontology annotation, biological process: regulation of response to reactive oxygen species. Lineage: Eukaryota; Viridiplantae; Streptophyta; Magnoliopsida; Magnoliales; Magnoliaceae. Bases 137 to 2107 code for a protein of 656 amino acids.